AUGUCGGCCGAAUUCUGGGCCGGCUACCUCAGCGGUGCUGUGGGCAUCGUCAUCGGCAAUCCGCUCGACAUGGUCAAGGUGCGGCUGCAGGUGGCUCGAGCCGCUGCCCCGGUCCUCGGGUACGGCGCCUUGAAUGGCCUCCUCUUCGUCUCCUACCAGCGCACCGAGGCUGCUCUGGGCCAGGCGCACGGCGACAGCCUCUGGACCACUUGGCUGGCCGGCGCCGUCGGCGGCCUCUGCACCUGGGUCGUCAGCACUCCCACCGAGCUGGUCAAAUGUCGAGCCCAGGUGUCGGAGCCUGUCGUGUCGAGCUGGACAGUGGCGCGGCACAUGUGGAGAGCCGGCGGCAUUCGAGCCCUCUACUUUGGUGGCUCCGUUACCGCUCUGCGCGACAGCGUUGGCUACGGCUUCUACUUUUGGUCCUACAGACUGGCCAAUAGUUGGUGGCCGUUGCCGUCGUCGCCAUCUCUGCGCCACAAGGCCCCGAGGAUCCUGCUGUGCGGCGGCUUGGCAGGCAUCGUCACCUGGGCCAGCGUCUUCCCCCUCGACGUCGUCAAGUCUCGUGUCCAGGCCCGACCGUGGCAAGCGGCCCGACAGUGCUCGGGGGCCCUGCAGGUGGCGAGGGAGAUGUUUAGGGACGAGGGCGCGCGGGCCUUCUUCCGUGGCCUGACUGUCUGCAGCAUCAGGGCCUUCAUAGUCAAUGCGGUUCAGUGGGCCGUCUAUGAGAGCAUCGUGCACGACCUGUGCAACAUGCCCGACGCUCGAUGA
This is a messenger RNA of Hirsutella rhossiliensis, 768 nucleotides long. RefSeq names its product mitochondrial carrier protein. Gene Ontology annotation, molecular function: transmembrane transporter activity. Bases 1 to 768 code for a protein of 255 amino acids. The transcript has 2 exons. The record is from RefSeq and is a predicted model, not a curated record. Lineage: Eukaryota; Fungi; Ascomycota; Sordariomycetes; Hypocreales; Ophiocordycipitaceae. Gene Ontology annotation, biological process: transport.